Cherax quadricarinatus is the source of this 9890-nucleotide messenger RNA. Its product is annotated as plexin-B-like. Gene Ontology annotation, biological process: regulation of cell migration; semaphorin-plexin signaling pathway involved in axon guidance; motor neuron axon guidance. The record is from RefSeq and is a predicted model, not a curated record. Lineage: Eukaryota; Metazoa; Arthropoda; Malacostraca; Decapoda; Parastacidae. Gene Ontology annotation, cellular component: plasma membrane; semaphorin receptor complex. Gene Ontology annotation, molecular function: protein binding; semaphorin receptor activity.
UACUGAGAGCAUCGGAAUUAUUAUUAUUAUUAUUAUUAUUAUUAUUAUUAUAUUAUCAUAAGCGCUAAAUCCACGAAGGUGAAGCAGCUCGGGUUAGGUUAGGUAAGAUUCUUCAAGAGACAUGACAAAGUGUUUCCUGAGCGCAACACCUGUGGGUGGGUGUGUUAGCACGUUUGUGUCAUUAAGCAGAAUUUGUGUCGUUGCAGGAUGGGUGGGAGCGACGAGUCGUGGAUCUCCUGGCGGUGAGUGACGCCUGGGUGCCGCCAUGGCGGCAGCGGCGGCGGCGCCAGCGGCACAUCCUCUGGCGGUGCGGGCCGUCCGCCUCUACCUGCUUCUCAGCGGCCUGCAUUUGGUCCUCGGGGGUUCCCUGCUGCCGGAGGCGGGCGGCAGGUCGCGCCCUCCUCAGGAACCCUCGGAGGAAGCGCAGUGGGACCGCAGCGCCGGGACGCUGGCCUACAACGUGACGCGCGCAGUGGUGGCGCAGUUCACGCCCGCCAACAACACCCACGGACUCACACAUCUGGCACUGGACUCCGAAACUGACGAUGUAUACCUGGGUGCUGUCAACCGUCUGUACCAGCUGGACGGUGGUACCUUCCACCCGCUGCAUCAGGUGGUGACGGGUCCCCGGCAGGACUCCCCCUCCUGUCACGCCUCUGGCUGCGGCGACCACGUUAUCAAAGUCCCCACAGACAACUACAAUAAGCUGCUAGUUGUGGCACCAUCUGUAAGUGCCGUGAUAGCCUGCGGGUCGGUAUCCCAGGGCGCAUGCGACAAGUAUCGUCUGGGAAACCUCUCUGUGCAUCUGAACUACAUCCCUAAGUCCGUAGCAGCCAAUCACCCGGAAGCCUCUACGUUUGCUUUCGUGGGGCCUGAGAGGUACAAUCCCUGGAGAGGAUCGGAGGUGCUGUACGUAGGUACUACCUUCACCACCGUAGGUGACUAUCGUCAUGACGUUCCUGCCAUCUCCACCAGAAACCUCGUUGACUUAGACUACGCAGAGUUUUCUUUUGCUAAGCAGUCACUUCUUCGUAUAGAUGUUAAGUUACGAGACCACUUCCUGGUUCAGUAUGUCUUCGGUUUUACCGCCACCAACUACGUGUAUUUCCUGACGGUGCAGAAGAAGUCCCACCUGCCAGGGCAGGAGGAAUCUGGCUACGUGAGUCGCAUCUCCAGAGCCUGCAUCUCCGACGCCAACUAUGAUUCCUACACGGAAAUCACGCUUGAGUGCCAGGGUGGCGACGGGGCCAACUAUAACCUGGUGCAGGAUGCUAAACUGGUCAGUGUGGGCAGUGAUCUGGCUACCAGCAUGGGCAUGACUGAAGGAAAUCCGCUUUUGGUCGGGGUCUUCGCCCCCUCUCAGGGGCACACUGCUAGCCCAAAGAAAGCCUCUGCUGUCUGCGUCUACUCCGUGCACGACAUCGAGGCCAAAUUUAAUGAGAACAUCCACAUGUGCUUCAACGGAUCUAUGAAGUACCGCAGUAUGGAAUACAUCUCUGGCCCCAUCCUCAACGGAAAGUGUCCCCAGCAGGGCACCAUGGGGAACAUCCUCUCCUUCUGCGAAGUGGGUCUCAAGAUCUCCGGUCCAGCUCCUGUGGUGGGGCGAGCGGCUCUUCGGCUGCCCAGGACGCUGGUCACUGGCGUGCAAGCAACAGCCGCUGCCGCUCACACCGUUGCAUUCCUGGGUACCAGCACAGGAACCAUUAAGAAGAUCCUGGUGGCGUCGUCAGAGGAGGCUGCGGAGUACGAGGAGGUAGUAGUGGAUCCUGACUACCCUAUCCUGCCUGACAUGCGCUUCAGCAGCGACCGUCGCUUUCUCUACGUCAUCUCCACCAGCAAGGCGUCGAAGGUGAAAGUAGAGAGCUGCUCCUCCUACACCAACUGCUCCUCUUGUCUCGCCGCCAGGGACCCCUACUGUGGCUGGUGCUCCCUAGAAAAAAGGUGCACGGUGCAGUCAGCCUGCCAGAAGGCCACCUUCUCCUCCCCUCGCUGGCUCAGCUUCGGCUCCGGUCAGCAGUGUAUCGACUUCGAGAUGAUCCUUCCUGACAGACUACCCAUAGACCAGAUGGCUACGGUUCAACUGACGAUCCGGACGCUGCCGGAGCUGCCAGCAGGAGCCAAGUACCAGUGUGUGUGGGGAUCAGCGCCCCCUGCCGAUGCCCUGGUGACGGCCUCAGGACUCACCUGUAUGACGCCCGCACGCCCACACCGCCCAACCAUCCCCAUCCACCACGACCACGUGCUGGUGCCGCUUGCCGUGCGCUCCAGCGAGACCAACAAGGACUUCGUCUCCCGCAACUUUGCCUUCUACGACUGCGGCCGCCACAACACCUGCGGAAGCUGCGUGCGGAGUAACUGGGCGUGUUACUGGUGCGUCUACGAGAACACCUGCACCCAUAACGCUUCCUCCUGCAGGAGGACUGUCAUCUCCGGAGAGAAUAACCCAGCACAGCUGUUGACGCAUGGGUCUGGGUUCUGUCCGAGGUUCUGGACGGAACAGUCGCAGCUGCUGGCUGCUGACGGUGCUCGCUCAGAGUUGCAGCUGCUUGUGGAGAACCUGCCGGUGCCACGGGUGGGUCAGCUGGGUUUCCAGUGUGUAGUGAGCAUCGAGGGUGCCACCAUGCUGGUGGGUGCCAGGGUGGUCACUGAAGAAGAGGAAGAGGCACUUGAAGAAGCCAGCAGCAGCAGCAGCAGCAGUCCAGCCACCACCAUCACCUCCACCCAGCAGCAGCCACACCGGCGGGUGCAGCGGGUGCUGUGCGAACCCACGGUAUACCGCUACGAGUCCGCCGAGGGGGAGUACGAGGCUCGGGUCACACUAGUGUGGAACCGCGACCAUGUUGUGGAUGCACGCCUUCUCACUCUGUACAAAUGUGGUGUGUUGGGCGCGCACCGCGGCCACCACGACUGUUCCCUGUGUGUGACGCGACACCCGCGGUACCGAUGUACCUGGUGUGGCGCUGCCUGUAGAUACGCUCCUCACUGUCCCACCGUCCCCGGCGUCGCUGCGGCGUCUGCGGCAGCAGCGGUGCCGCCACCCACCGGAAGAGACCUGGACAUCGUAGCCAACGACGCUCGCCUCAGUCAGUGUCCCACGCCAAGGAUCGAUGUGAUCCAGCCGCUGGCGGGUCCCCUGGAAGGUGGCACUCUGGUGGCCAUCGAAGGCAGCAACCUGGGCCUGAGGGAGGAGGACGUUCGUGGACACAUCUUCAUAGGUGAUGUCCCUUGCCAUGUGCACGAAUACCACGUGUCCGUCAAGAUCCUGUGUCGCACGGGGCCGGCGCCGAACAGAGCUGCUGCAGGUUCUCAGAACCUGCACUUCCCCGUCAGCGUCACCACGCCAGCAGGAACCACCAAGUCCACCGUGAAAUUCACCUACACUAACGUGAGUGUGACGGGUGUGUGGCCGUCACAUGGACCAGUGUCUGGAGGAACUGUGCUCUCCAUCAGUGGUCGUUUCCUCAACGUGGGCUCCCAUGUCUCUGCUAAGCUCGACGAUCUUCCUUGCGUCGUCAACAAAACGCAGUCGUCAUCGCAGCGACUGGUGUGCGUCACGUCAAGGGCGUCAGCGUCUGGAGACGUGGGUGAAGAAGGCGAAGGUUUGCCCAGAAAAGUGCGCACGCUAGUGGUGACAGUGGAUGGUGCUCGACGCACUCUAAACUCCCCUUUCACGUACACGCCUGACCCAAGAGUACUCGAACUCAAGCCCCGACGAAGUCCUUGGAGUGGCGGACGCAUGUUGACUGUGCACGGCACGCAGUUAGACGCAAUUCAGGCGCCGCGCAUCACCGUGCUUCUGCAGGAUCGCAUCUUAAACUCGUCUGGGUGUCGAGUGCUGGGACCGGACCAGAUGGAGUGCCCCUCGCCGCCCGUCGACCGCAAUGCGCUGCUGGCGCUGCUGCGGGAGAGACGGGAAGCGCUCGAUGACCAGACUAACCCAAGAGCGCAGGCCAGAGUCUCUCAUAAAGUCUCAAGGUCUCCGCGUCAAAACUACGGGGAUUCCAUUGCCCUGGACGUAGGUUUCAUCAUGGACAACGUGGCUUCCGUCAGAAACCUGAGACACAUUUUGUCGUCCUCCGCCCGCUCACUCGUUUAUGUUCUCGACCCGACCUACAAGAAGUUUCCCAACAGCAUCAAGCUUUACAAGGGUGACACUCUGGUCAUAGAGGGCGAAAACUUGAACCUUGCUAGCGACGAGUCUGACGUCAACGUGACCAUCGGGACUCGCCAGUGCAAUGUGACAUCACUGGCACUGACGCAGCUGGUGUGUACACCCCCGGAGGUGCAGCCGCCUCCCACCGACGAGCUGGGUCAUGCCACCCAGCACGACCUGCCCUUGGUGGUCGUCAGGAUGGGUCAGAACCUUAGAUUUUCCAUCGGCUAUCUCCGCUACGAGAUGAUCAAGGAGUACCAGUUUCCACCCGAGGCGAUAGGUGGUAUGGCUGCGGGAGGGAUGUUCCUGUUGCUGGUGUCUAUGGUGAUCCUGGUGGUGUACAGACGCAAGAGUAACCAGGCUGAGAGAGAGUACAAGCGCAUACAGAUCCAGAUGGACACACUGGAGUCCAACGUCCGAUCAGAGUGUAAACAAGCGUUCGCUGAGCUCCAGACGGACAUGACGGACCUGACGGCGGACUUGGAGUCUUCAGGGAUCCCAACCCUGGACCACCGCAGCUACGUCAUGAAGGUGUUCUUCCCCGGCGUCACAGACCAUCCCAUCCUCAGUGACCCAAAGCUGCGCAUGAACGGGUGUCGGCCUGCCAUGGACAGCGCCAUGAUCCAGUUCGAGCAGCUCAUCACUAAUAGAUAUUUCCUGCUGGCGUUCAUAGAGUCGCUGGAGGCGCAGAAAACUUUCAACAUCAGAGACAAAGUGAAUGUGGCAUCACUGCUGGUGGUGUCGAUGGUAGGACGUAUGGAAUACCUGACGGAGAUCCUGAGACUGCUGUUGCUGCGUCUCAUAGACAAGAGUGUAGCUACCAAGCAUCCUCAACUCAUGCUUAGGAGGACGGAGAGCGUUGUCGAGAAGAUGCUGACCAACUGGAUGACGCUGUGCAUGUACACCUACCUCAAGGAGCAGGCAGGUCCUUCACUGUUCCUGCUAUACAAGGCCAUCAAGCACCAGGUGGAGAAGGGUCCUGUGGAUGCUAUCACCCACGACGCCCGCUACUCCCUCUCAGAGGAGCGGCUCCUAAGAGAACAGAUCACCCACUCCCACGUUACCAUCCACUUGGUGCGUGACGACCCACAGUACGACAAGAUCCCCUACACCAUACCAGAAUGUGUGGCAGUGGUGGGGGAGGACGGAGAGAAGGCACAACGAAGAGUCUUGGAUUGUGACACCAUCACACAGGUCAAAGGGAAGAUCCUGGAUGCUCUCUACCGCAACACUCCACAGUCUCUGAGACCUUCCGUCCACGAGGUCGACCUAGAGUGGCGCCACGGUCGCAACGGUCACUUGAUCCUUGCUGACGAAGACAUGACGACGAAGGUGGAGAGCAGCGGAUGGCGACGCCUCAACACACUGGCUCACUACGGUGUGAAGGACUCUGCUAUCAUGGCUCUGGUCCACCGACCACACGACCAUCACACACUCAACAAUGCCAACUGCACUACCAAGUGCAACAGCUGUGCUGGCUAUGGGAUGACCGGCUCUGGAAGCCCAGUUAGCCACUGUGGAGAUGGAGAAUCCAACUCUCUGGAGCCCAAUGUCUAUCCUGUGAAACCCGUGGAUCACGACUCACCAUGCAGGGGUGGUGAGCGCACACACAAGGCCAUCCCGGAGAUCUUCCUCACUAGACUCCUCUCCACGAAGGGCACCGUCCAGAAGUUUGUUGACGACUUCUUCAAAACCAUCCUCAGCCCUAACGAGACACUGCCUCCAGCUAUCAAGUGGCUGUUCGAUCUCUUCGACGAGGCUGGUCGACGCCACGGCUUAGUUGAUCCCGAGGUAGUCUUGGCCUGGAAGUCCAACAGCCUUCCGCUGCGCUUCUGGGUCAACUUCAUCAAAAACCCGGACUUUAUUUUAGACGUGCACAAGAGUCCCACAGUUGACUCAUGCCUGUCAGUGAUCGCCCAGACUUUCAUGGACGCCUGUUCCACCACAGAACACCGCCUUGGCAAGGAUUCGCCCUCCAACAAAUUGCUCUUUGCCAAGGACAUCACCCAGUACAAGGCGAUGGUGCGGGCGUUCUACAAUGGGGUGCGAACCAUGCCACCUGUAACCGACCAAGACAUGGCGGCCUACUUGCACCACCUGAGCCUCAACCAUCUGGGACAGUUGGAUGCCAAGCCUGCCCUCCAGGAACUUUUCCACACGUAUAUUACUAGAUACUAUGUACAGAUUAUUGAAACUCUUGAGGUUGAUCCAGACUGCAGAAGUUUACAUUUAGCACAUAAAUUGGACAAUGUGAUGUGCACUAUAAACGGGGAACCCACAUCCAUGUGCUGAGAGCUGCUGAGCAUGGCGAGGUUGUCUGGUGGGGGGCACAGUAGCCGCUACCAUGGCUCUCAGUGGCAACGAUGGCUGUCACCAAUGGUGGAAAUGACGGCUCUCAUAGAGGCUGCCGCCACUGGUGGGAGAGACAGCUGUCCUAAAGGCUCUCACCAUGACUAGGAAAACAGUGGCUGCCUCCUUAGCUCUUACCGUUAGUGAGUAAUGACUGAUGCCACCAAAGUUCUCACCAUUGGUGGAAACAACAGCUGCCACCAAAUCUCCCACCUCACACAUGCCAGUAGUUUCCGGUGGUUGCCUUCUGUAUGACUCUAAUCUCAUUGCUGUUACAUACUUGCCUAGUUCCUAGCCAAAGAGUAGGUGUACGAAGAUAAUAGAAAGUUAUUGUGUUGGAGUCCUUGUUAUAAAGAAGAGGGAAAAAAAAAACACUUGUCAUAACACUGCAUGAUUCCUUCCAGUUAUGGUUCGUAUCUGACGACGUUGGUUCGUUAUAUAGAAUUGUGUACGUGUUUCAUCUGCUGUACUUAAUCAAAUGUCUGUGAUUUUAAAGCGUAGAGCAUUCCAGUGCACAAGUUGAUACUGGAGACGAGUGUUUUCUGUCUUGUGCCUAACUCGUGCUGUGUGUGUGUGAGAGAGAGAGUGUGUGUGUGUGUGUGUGUGUGUGUGUGUGUGUGAGUGUGAGUGAAGGACAGUGUUAGAGAAUCACAAUAGUGUGUCACUUAGUGAACAAGUUAAACAGUUGGGGGAAAAACUCUGAACAGCUAUCCAGACUGUGUUUCAGAGGAAGCAAAAGACACUAUUGAAUCUGAAAAAAAGAUAAACCAAGGUUUUAUGAAAAAGUUGAAAGUAGUGCAUUAAUACACGUGAGACGCUUUACACAAAUAUCUUCUGAAUCUCAACUCCAAAGUGGCCUGCAAGUGCUAUAUAUUGUGCAUUUUUUUUGUUGCAUUUACGCUGUGUGCGUAUUUUGUACUGUUCUUCACUCCAGCUCUCCUGCUGGCUAUCUGGCUGACAGCUUUGCAGGCAGUGCAGGCUGACAGACUGCCAAUUCAAGGUGAUGUCUGACGAUCAGGAGCCAAUAUCAGCUCACCUUCCCUGCCGUCUGAAUGGUGCCAGCCUAUCACGUAGAAUGUAAAUGUCUUGCCUUUUAAGACACGUCAAACAAGCCGAACUGCAUUAUGUGUUAAUAUAUGUGAAUUAAGAGUGCAGAAAACAAAAAAAUGCCCUAAAACUAACGAACCUUUGUUAAAAUGGCUGUAAUGUAACUUAGUAAUAUUUAACCUAAGGUCAGAAUAAAUUUAGUAUAAUUUAUUAUUGACAAUAUAAUAAUUAACUGCACGGCUUGUUUGGCAGGACUAUGCUUGCUGGUUAAGCCAAGUCGGCAGGUUCAGCUUAAAAAGUAUGACAUAAACACGUAAUAGACUGAGCACACUAUUUUCUCUGAAGAAGUAGCAGAGCACCAGCGUGGGAGAAAGUGGAUUUAAAAGUGACAGAUGUAGCUGGUGUGUCGACGACCCCAGCUGCUGCAGUUCUACCCUGGGGAAGGAUGGGGGUACCAAACAUUCCAAGGUACUUGGGUAGGCCAAAUCCCAGAGAUUACUCACCCACAUGACAAAGUGUUCCAUGACAUACCAGUGUUAUAUUUGUACAUGCGAUCAUGAAGAAAAUAAGACUAGAACAAGGAAAGAGUAUAGCUAAAGCUGUGAAAAAUACAAUUCUUUUUCACGCACAGAAGCGAGGAACAGAGCUAAAGCUGUGACGAUCAGGGAAGAAAUUGCUGAGUGCUGUUUUCCCCACGAUGGUGAGAGCCUCUGUCACACCUCCCUUGCUGCUACUGCUGCUGCUCCUGCUACUGUGAGCGGUGCAUACUCCGUGACUAAACGAUGCUACACAAUGUUCGUCCUAACUUUCCCAUGCUCCUUCAAAGCUAGUCAUCUAUGUUCAUGUCCCAAGCUUAGGCACGCCACCAGUGUCACAGACCGCCGCUCUCGCUCCUUGUAUCCACAAGAGCUAAUAAAUCUGAGGGGGCCACGCAACUCCUGGCGAAUGGGAGGCAAUCAAGUUCGAAUCGAGGGAGGCGAGGAGGGUUUGCAAGUCCUCGGCUUUGGAACCCAUCACCCAUAUAAAGGCACUCCAUCCUUGUAGCCCCACGAAUUCAGAUUCUCCAGAAGUCAUCAGGACAAAGCUGAAUGGUGGGUUGUUUUGUGUGCAAGAAGUGCAGCUGUUCGUGCAGGGUAUGGAGAAAGACGCGCUGCAAAGAAUAAGCCUCCAUUACAACAUUUUAUUCUGUGAAGAGCUUGGUCAAACCGUGUGUAAAGAUGUAUCAUGUUGUGUAGAGCUUUAUCACAUCAUGAACAAGCUUUCAGUUAAAGUUCUAUAGAGCGAAACGUGGUCACAAUAAAAGCUUGUUCUACCACGUCUCUCCUCAGCAUCGUCGGGCAGUGCACUGCCUGUGCACCAGCGGUCCGUGAAGCUGUUGAUGCUGCUGUACGCUUCACGUUAUAAAAAAAAAACACUUUUCCACAUGUUAGCCAUAUUGAUUAUUUUUUAACGUAGCCAGAGAUUAAGACUGAUUCCAGACAGUCGCAAAACGCCGACGCUCUCGGGAACAUAACUAUAUUAUGAAGUGAGCGGCAGGUGUUUGGGAAAUGUCACACCUCCAUCAUUCACGUCCUCAGCUCGACUCAGAGUCGACAUUCAUGCCGUUCAUUUAUACAACAGAAAGAUGUAUUCUUUGAUAUUUUAUGGGUGUGCUUUAUCUUGAAACUCUUCAUUUCACAUUUUAGAUGGAAAAUAUAGAUAUGACGUUUUCUUGUUUUAAAAGGACCAGUUCUCCGAGUCAGGGCUUGCGUUAGGCUGAUGUCAAGUUGUGUUUUACUGGGACGAUCGUGGUGAAGAGCCGAGCUCAGUGUUCUUAAUUCUCCUCGGUGACUACACAGGAAUACUGAGCUCACUGGAUCAGGAAUGGGAAGUAAUCGAAGUUUGAUCUGAGGAAGGGAAGGACAGCUUUCAGGGCUCAAGAGCCCUUCACCAGUAUCAAGGAACCUCUUCCCUCCGUGAAGGGCGACCACACACGAACAUCACAAUAUAGCAAGCCUUGUACUGCAUCCCUGAUGAACCAAGAAUGAUAGAUCAGUUUUUGAGAGUCACAUAAUAUACCGAUUCUCCUUAUUAUAUUUCUUUUAAGGGGAAGAAAAAAGAUGCCUUUAUUUAUCUCUUCUGUGUACAGUCAGUAGAAAUCCCAAAUUAUGAACAAUUUGUUUUUUAAUGUUUGUAAAGCAAAAUCUCAGUCCCAGUGUACGUUAGUUGAUAACAUUUGGAUAAUCAAAUGCCAGUUGUAUAUGGUGGUGUAUUUUUAUAUAAAUAAUGCAGGUUUGUACAUACUGCUAAAUUUUAAGCUAAUAUUAUGCAAAUAAAUACGAAAAAAAGUGUGCUUAUACUC